AUGCAAGUCCUCACUUAUGCCACCACCGCAGCCUUUGCCAUGUCCGCCACAAGUGUAUGGGCAAAGACCCAACUAUGUUCAGCAGACGCAUGCCUCGCAGGGGUGGCCACCUCUCCUCUUCUUGCCUACGACGAAUCAUCAUCAACCUACCUUCUUCCUGGUGAAGACUACCCUGCCUCAUCCUACUCUCCUUCGACCCCUCUCAACAGCACCAUCAGCACUGAAUCCUCAUCCAUCAGCAUAUCAACCCCAUCAGCUCCCGUAGGAUUCACCUCACCUUCCUACUCGUCUUCUGGAGACGUAUGGUCGGGCAACGACUGGGCUUUGAAAGACUGGAAGAGUGUAUAUCUACCUGAUGGCUGGUACGCCGACCUGGGCAAUGGUCAGGUCCUUUGGGGAGCGAUCCCGGAAAGGAGUCUCCUUCCCAGCAGCGCCAGAGGUCUCGGGAUCUCUGGUGCUGGUAACUCUCAAUGCGACCCUGGAUGCUCCUCUCAUGGUACUUGUACUCUCACAAACACCACAGUGAGCUGCUCCUGUGACGAGGGAUGGACUGGGUCAACGUGUAACGAAUGCUCCUCGGGAUACUAUGGCACUUUGUGUCAAGCUUGUCCAUCCAAUUGCAUCGUCUGCGACGACGGGUAUACCGGUACUGGACAGUGCAUCGGGACGGCCUCGUCAUCUCUGGAAACAUGCGAUUGCGUUCAUGGAACCUGCACAUCAGACCAAGAAUGCAUCUGCUCGGCUGGCUGGGUAACCAAUUCGACAGUAUCGGCAUCCAAUUGCAACACGUGUGCAGAGGGCUUCUUCCAGGACGCUUUUGGUGACUGCCUAGCCUGCCCCCUUGGCUGCACAGGUUGUACUUUGCAGAGUAGUACCAAUUCUACCGCCUCCUGUACCUCUUGCAGCUCCACGCUAUCCCUAUCCACUGCUGUCCCCGCUACCUGUACAACCUCGACCGGCUCUUGCUCGGACGGGACCUAUUACGAUUCUUCAACCAGUUCUUGUGAAAGCUGCUCGCCAGCAUGCUCGACCUGUACAGGUCCUUCAACAUCCGAUUGCCUUGCCUGCGCAUCUCCCAGAGUCCACCUUCAAGGAUCAUGUGUGGGAUACGACGCAUCUACUGGUGUCUGCGAUUCGGCCUUGACUCAGCUGGAUGGUAUGUUUGUGGUCAACAACGCAAAAUCGGAAUGUGACUCUUGCCCUGUCGGGUGUGCUUCGUGCAAGAUACCUAGCUUUUCCUCUGCUGCCAGUUAUGACACUCUGACUUGUCAAUCUUGCAACGAAGGCUACUUGCUCGAGGACGGCAAAUGUGUCAAGACUUGUACGGGAGGCUAUUACCUUCCCGAGGGUAGCGCUACUACCAACGGAACUUGUCAACAAUGCGACUCAUCCUGCACCAGCUGUGUCGGCACCUCAACGACCUGCACUUCCUGCCCGACCUCUCUUGCCGCUCAAGCCGGAUCGUGUAUCUCGUCCUCUUCUUGCCCGUCCGACACCAUCUACCAAAACGGGACUUGUACCCCUUGUCCUCUCGACUGCACGACGUGCUCUUCCACGUCCACUUGCGCAUCUUGCCCUACCGACCGCCCAGUCUUGAAAGACGGCAGGUGUCUGCCUUAUUGUGCCAAGGACACCUACUGGGACUCGGGUUUGGGGAGCUGUCAGGCGUGUGACUGGACUUGCGCCAGCUGCGUAGGCAGUGGGAAUGGAAUGUGCAGUACCUGUCCUGACGGGUCGAUGCUCAAGUCGGGCGAGUGUGUGUCGGUGACUUGCAACUCUGGAGGGUUCGCUUCGGGGUUUGGUAUCUGUCUGUCAGAUUUCCUCUCUACCAACACCGAAAAGUAUCUCUUUUUUAUCUUUCUCGCCAUACCGGUCGUCGCAAUCGCGCUCGCUGGCUGGUGGUACGUCCGACGAGAACGCCGGAAAACGCGGGAAGCCACCAAAGAGUUUGGCGACAAGCUCGACCAAAGCCAAGUCAACCGACGGUUGGCAGCACUCCGACUUGAAAAGGCCUUUGGUUUUGACAGAGUGUCUGUGGGUAGGGGCGGCGACAGAUCUUCUAUCCGUCAAGUCCCCGACACCAAGCAAAAGUCGCGCCUUCGCGAGCUUCUUCUUCCGUCCAAAAAGCGCCAAUCCGAUGUCGAAAUGGCCAGUAUGGACAAGAAGAGCGGCAACUGUGCACCAGAUAGGGAUAGGCGGUACGACUCUUGGGGUGUACCCAUUCUGCAUACACCGAAAGAAAGGGACAGCUGGAGUUGGGCAGCGCCUCCUCCCUAUGUCCCUUCUGCUGGAAUGCCUAGUCCUGUAGACGCCAAGGAACAACCGGAAAAGGUCAAGGAUAAGCGGGACUCGCUCGAUUCCAUUCCCACGCCGACUUUGCAGCGAUUCCCCUCCGCGCCCCGGACCCCAGUGAGAAAGAGCUCGGGGCUAGGCUCGACGGUGAUCCAUUCAAUGUCUUCUCCUUCGCCCGGGAUCCAAAGGGAGCGCGGCCUGAUGCCACCACCUAGACCGGGAAUGAGUCGCCGAGGGUCAGAGAAUAGUUUGUCGUCGGAUGAAGAGGAAGGCGAGGCAGCAAGGUUUGGCAAGGAAAGAGAGAGAGAGGGGAAAGAGAAGGGUUUAUUGAGAUGGAGCAUGGCGUACAAGGGACAGGACAACAAGGGGACCAGUGAGGUAGAUGUGGAUGAUAGGCUGAGAGAUCUCUGGCCAGCUUUGGGAGGCAAGCCCCGGGAGAGAGAAGGAUAUAUCUAG
Messenger RNA from Cryptococcus wingfieldii CBS 7118, 2748 nucleotides. RefSeq lists its product as hypothetical. The record is from RefSeq and is a predicted model, not a curated record. The transcript is spliced from 10 exons. NCBI's taxonomy places the organism in Eukaryota, Fungi, Basidiomycota, Tremellomycetes, Tremellales, Cryptococcaceae. Bases 1 to 2748 code for a protein of 915 amino acids.